Mandrillus leucophaeus (drill) is the source of this 1660-nucleotide messenger RNA. It is a transcript of the gene ACAT2, whose product is annotated as acetyl-CoA acetyltransferase 2. The record is from RefSeq and is a predicted model, not a curated record. Gene Ontology annotation, biological process: fatty acid beta-oxidation. Gene Ontology annotation, molecular function: acetyl-CoA C-acetyltransferase activity. The coding region runs from base 160 to 1440 and encodes 426 amino acids. The transcript has 9 exons. Lineage: Eukaryota; Metazoa; Chordata; Mammalia; Primates; Cercopithecidae.
GGUAAUGCCUGUGGCAGGGGCGGAACUGCUAGGUGGUCUGAGCCGGGCUUUGCGCUGGGGUCGGGCUGUCACACAAUGACUGGAAGUCGCGACUUCGUCUCCUUCGUGCCACAUGGUUUUCAAAGCCCUUGAUCCGCCGGUUCCUUUUGUUUGGGAACCAUGGAGCCGCAUCCAGUCCUUCGGAUUUGGGGAAAUAGAAGGGGUACAGCGGCGUCCCUAGGCCGUUCCAAAGGUCGCUUGUCUGGCCCUCGGCCACUGCGAGUCCUGGCACCCACCUUGACCUUUGCUCAGACCAGCAGGUGUUCCUUCAAUGGUGCCUUAGCUACUGUUCCUGUCCAGGACCUGGGCUCCACUGUCAUCAAAGAAGUCUUGAAGAGGGCCACUGUGGUUCCAGAAGAUGUGUCUGAGGUCAUCUUUGGACACGUUUUGGCAGCAGGCUGUGGGCAGAAUCCUGUUAGACAAGCCAGUGUGGGUGCAGGAAUUCCCUACUCUGUGCCAGCAUGGAGCUGCCAGAUGAUCUGUGGGUCAGGCCUAAAAGCUGUGUGCCUUGCAGCCCAGUCAAUAGGGAUAGGAGACUCCAGCAUUGUGGUUGCCGGAGGCAUGGAAAAUAUGAGCAAGGCUCCUCACUUGGCUCACUUGAGAACAGGAGUAAAGAUAGGUGAGAUGCCGCUGACUGACAGUAUACUCUGUGAUGGUCUUACAGAUGCAUUUCACAACUAUCAUAUGGGUAUUACAGCUGAAAAUGUAGCCAAAAAAUGGCAAGUGAGUAGAGAAGAUCAGGACAAGGUUGCAGUUCUGUCUCAGAAUAGGACAGAGAAUGCACAGAAAGCUGGCCAUUUUGACAAAGAGAUUGUACCAGUUUUGGUGUCAUCUAGAAAAGGUCUUAUUGAAGUUAAAACAGAUGAGUUUCCUCGCCAUGGGAGCAACAUAGAAGACAUGUCCAAGCUAAAGCCUUACUUUCUUACUGAUGGAACGGGAACCGUCACCCCAGCCAAUGCUUCAGGAAUAAAUGAUGGUGCUGCAGCUGUGGUUCUUAUGAAGAAGUCAGAAGCUGAUAAACGUGGGCUUACACCUUUAGCACAAAUAGUUUCCUGGUCCCAAGUGGGUGUGGAGCCUUCCAUUAUGGGAAUAGGACCAAUUCCAGCCAUAAAGCAAGCUGUUACAAAAGCAGGUUGGUCACUGGAGGAUGUUGAUGUAUUUGAAAUCAAUGAAGCCUUUGCAGCCCUCUCUGUUGCAAUAGUUAAAGAACUUGGAUUAAACCCACAGAAGGUCAACAUUGAAGGAGGGGCUAUAGCCUUGGGCCACCCUCUUGGAGCAUCUGGCUGUCGAAUUCUUGUGACCCUGUUACACACACUGGAGAGAACGGGCGGAAUUCGUGGUGUUGCGGCCCUGUGCAUUGGGGGUGGGAUGGGAAUAGCAAUGUGUGUUCAGAGAGGAUGAAUUGCUUAAACUUUGAACAACCUCAAUUUCUUUUUAAACUAAUAAAGUACUAGGUUGUUAUAUGUGAAAUCAGAGGACCAAAACACAGAUGGAAACCAUUUCCUAUAUCACAAAAACCCAAGUUUACAGCUUGUUGUACUUUAAUGUGUAAUACUUAGGUCAAGGUACAAGACAAUUGCAUUUAACAUUGUUAUAAAUAAAAGAGACAUCAGAUCAAUCA